Molecule: messenger RNA, 1810 nt
Organism: Tilletiopsis washingtonensis
Lineage: Eukaryota; Fungi; Basidiomycota; Exobasidiomycetes; Entylomatales
Exons: 5
Coding region: 33-1769 (578 amino acids)
Biological process (GO): establishment of mitotic spindle orientation; cell migration; chromosome segregation
Cellular component (GO): centrosome; kinesin complex; kinetochore
Molecular function (GO): microtubule binding
Source: RefSeq, a predicted model, not a curated record
CUCCCGCCCAGCAGCGCUCCACCUGCGCCGCCAUGGCCGACGACGAUGCCGCGCCCUCGUUUGCCAGCACGGCCGAGGAGCUGCUCUGGCUGCGCGAGCGCGUCAAGGACCUCUCCGACACGCUGCGCGAGACCGAGGCGUCGCUCGUCGAGUUCGAGGAGAGCUCCAAGGACGUCGAGCGCGAGAUGGACCGCGAGAUCCGCGACGCCGAGCGCCGCGAGCGCGAGCUCAACGCCAAGGACGAGCGCAACCGCAGCAUCAUCGACGAGUGGAAGGCCAAGUACCAGAACGCCAUCGCCGAGCACAACAAGUACCACGCCGAGAUGGACCGCGAGAUGAGCGUCGUGCGCGAGCAGCAGCGGCGCUACAAGGAGAGCAUUCGCGACAUGGAGGUGAACAACGACGAGCUGGAGAAUGCCGAGCGCAUGAUCGCCUCGUCGCUGGCCGAGAUGGAGUCGCGCUACAAUAAGGCGCUGGAGCGCACAGUAAUGCUCGAGGAGGAGCUGGUGGCCAAGGCGCGCCUGGAGGACGACAACCAGCGGCUGCGCGACGAGCUGCAGGAGCUGCACGAGGAGCUCUCGAUUGCACGCGAGCAGGUCGCCGCCGCACAGAGCGCACAGGCCGCGUCUGCUGCGCCGGCUGCCGCCAGCCGCACCACAUCGCGCGCCGAGCCGGGCGCCGGCGACGAGAUGAGCCUGGCCGACCUCGUGCACCGGCCGCGCACCGCUGCCUCGCGUCCAGCCUCACGCCUCGGCGGUGCGGCAUCGCCAGGCACCGGGCGCAGCUCGGCGGCGGGCCACUACCCGCCCAUCAGCGGCUCAGCGCGCACGCCGGCGGCCAAGGCCAUGCUCGGGCACGCGCGCCGCGGCAGUCGCGACGUCACGGGCCUCACCGUCGGCGACGACAGCCCGAGCCUGCGCGCGUCGCGCAUGCGCAAGGAUGUCGGCGCGCCGGCCCCGCGCGCCAGCGUCGCAGCCGCACGCACGCCGCUGCGCCGUCCGCUCGGCAGCACGGUGCAGGCAACGAGCGGCAAGAGCCUCAACAUGAUGCACGUGCUGCAGUCGCGCAUGCGAGCGCUCGAGUCGCGCAUCUCGUCGGCGCGCGACCUCUCGCGCAUCGCGCCGGCCGUCGACCUCGACCGCAGCGCGAUCCCGCGGCCUGCCUCGCGGCUCGGCAGCAGCACAGGGCCGGGCGCGUACGGCUCGCCCACGCCGACGGGCACGCCAGGCCCGCCGGUCCGUGGCCCGCGGCCGUCCUUCGACGGCAAGGCGUCCGUCAGCGGCAUCCCCGUGCCGCCGUCUGGGCUGAGCAAGUCGACACGCCGGCCGGCGUCGCGCCUGUCCAUGGCCAGCGGUGGCAUCGGCUCGUCGUCGUCGCCGCCGCUGCCCUCUGCCCAACUGCCGCGCUCGCAGACGCCGACCUUCUCGGCGGGCGCGCACGGCGGCGUCCGCGGCGCCAGCCCGCUGGGCUUCCUCGACUCGGAGCCCGACAUGCACUCUGGGCGCGCAUCGGCAGCGUCCGUGCGCCGGCGCAUCACGACCGUCGGCGAGCGCGGCGCGUCGACGCGGCCGCGUGGCAGCACCACAGUGGGGCUGUCGACGGCCGAGGCCAAGGGCGCGCCAGCGGGCGGCGUGGUCUCGGCGCUGCGCGCACCCUCCUCGCGCCCACUCAGCGGGACGACCGCCGCCGGCGCGGCCGCGGGCCCGCCCGUCUCGUGGCGGCCCACCGCGAGCGGCCGCCUGCGGAGCAGCUCGACGGGCUCGAGGUGACGUGGCUGUCCGCACUGUAUACUAGCUUGUCACGAAGUCAU